Plodia interpunctella (Indianmeal moth) is the source of this 4803-nucleotide messenger RNA. It is a transcript of the gene CRMP, whose product is annotated as Collapsin Response Mediator Protein. The coding region runs from base 150 to 1907 and encodes 585 amino acids. Gene Ontology annotation, biological process: pyrimidine nucleobase catabolic process. The record is from RefSeq and is a predicted model, not a curated record. Gene Ontology annotation, cellular component: cytoplasm. NCBI's taxonomy places the organism in Eukaryota, Metazoa, Arthropoda, Insecta, Lepidoptera, Pyralidae. Gene Ontology annotation, molecular function: dihydropyrimidinase activity. The transcript has 14 exons.
AAUAAAAAUAAUCAGUACGUAGGGUCUUGUCGUUAGUGAUAUUCGUGCUACAUGUUAAAAAAAUCGUCAAAAAUAACCGCGUGACGACGGUAUACCGUAUUUACCGGUGUUCUAAAUAAAACUGUGACUUGUUUUUGGGUUUUGUGAAAAUGGCUAGCAACGCACCAGUGAAAAAAGUGCCAAUACACUUGCAGAGCUCCCAGAACCGGCUGCUCAUCAAGAAUGGCAGGGUUGUCAAUGACGACGGGAUGGAAGACGCUGACGUCUACAUCGAGGACGGCAUCAUCAAACAAGUGGGUCGCAACCUGAUCAUCCCAGGUGGAACCAGGACAAUCGAUGCGACCGGCCUGCUGGUGAUGCCCGGGGGCAUUGACCCCCACACGCACUUCGAGCUGGAGAUGAUGGGUGCUAAGACCGCUGAUGACUUCUACAAGGGCACCAGGGCGGCUGUAGCCGGAGGGACCACCACUGUCAUCGACUUCGUCCUCCCCCAAAAAGGCCAAUCUCUCAUCGAAGCUUACAACAACUGGCGCCAGAAGGCUGAUGGAAAGGUCUGUUGUGACUACAGUCUACACGUUGGCGUGACGUGGUGGUCUCCCUCUGUCAAGAAAGAGAUGGAACAACUCACAGGAGAGGAGUACGGAAUCAACUCUUUCAAGAUGUUCAUGGCAUACAAAGAUACUUGGAUGCUUAAUGAUUAUGAACUCUAUCAGGCCAUCGAGACGUGUGCCGAGUUGAAGGCUAUUCCUCAGGUCCACGCAGAAAACGGGCACAUCAUAGCCAGGAACACCGAAAAAUUGCUGGCUAAAGGUAUCACGGGGCCUGAGGGACACGAGAUGUCCCGCAACGAGGAGGUGGAAGCCGAGGCCGUCAACAGGGCGUGUGUCAUUGCCAACCAGGCGAAUUCUCCACUGUACAUAGUCCACAUGAUGUCAAAGAGCGCCGUGCAGGCUCUGCAGACCGCGCGACAGAGACAGCGACAGCCGCUGUAUGGUGAAACACUAGCCGCCACAAUUGGCACUGAUGGCAGCCACUACCGUAACGCGUGUUUCCGUCACGCGGCGGCGCACGUGCUGUCGCCGCCGCUGCGCCCCGACCCCGACACCCCGCAGGCCAUGCUGGAGGCUCUGGCUGAUGACCAGCUACAGCUGAUUGGCAGCGACAACUGCACCUUCCAUGAGAAAGACAAGGAGUUGGGGAAGGACAACUUUGCCAAGAUCCCUAACGGAGUGAAUGGAGUGGAAGACCGCAUGGCCAUUCUCUGGCAGAAGGCUGUUAACACUGGAAUAAUGGACCCGUGCCGCUUCGUGAGCGUGACGAGCGCGCGCGCGGCGCGCGUGUUCAACCUGUGGCCGCGCAAGGGCCGCGUGGCGCCGCUCGCCGACGCCGACCUCGUGCUGUGGGACUCGCGGCUGCAGCGCGUCAUCUCCGCCACCACGCACAGGCACGCUGUCGACUUCAAUAUCUUCGAGGGUCAGAAUGUAGUGGGCAGUCCGCAGUAUGUGAUCGUCAACGGCCGCGUGUGUCUCGAUGACGGGGAUUUGAGGGUUGUUGAAGGUUUCGGCAAGUUCGUGAAGACGCCGACCAACUCCCCGCACGUGUUCGGGGCGCCACAGCCUCCGCUGUCCCCGCAGCCCUCGCCCUCGCCGCUGCACACCCCGCAAAGGGUCACCAACGGCAACACGCCCUCACCUGGCGAGGAGCUGAAGCCGGCGCACGCGCACAGACAGCCGGAGCCGGCGCCGUCGGGCUGCAGCACGCCCACCGGCCGCAAGAUGCGCGACGGCGCGCAGCGCGACCUGCAGAGCUCCAGCUUCUCCAUCAGCAAAGAGGUCGAGGGCCUGGACACGAAGACUUCAGUCCGCGUGCGAAACCCCCCCGGCGGCAAGUCCUCCGGUCUGUGGUAAACUCAAGGAUGGGUCGCCGCUUCACGGCUUGACGCUGAGGCAGCAGAGGGACGCCAUAUUUUAUUUUCUUGUUGAGUUGGCUGUUUGAAUAUUAUGUAUCGCCCUUCGAUUCGUUUAGACUUAAUUAGUACCAUAUAUAGUUAUAUAUGUUUGAAACUAGCUUUUAUCCGCGGCUCUUCCUACAGCAAAAAGUGUUGCAAGUUGUGUAUUUUUCAUACAAACUUCCACUUGAAUGUAGUCGCCGAGUUUUUUUUUUAAUUUUUCGUAAACAUUCGUACUAAAUUCCAUCAAAAUCGAUCCAGCUGUUUAGAUACAACAGUCAGACAUAUUUUCCCAUUUAUUAUUAUUAAAGAAAAUGUUGUGUUUUUUUUUAAAUUUCUUAUUUUAAACUGAAUAAUACUAAUAUAAUAUUUAACACUUUCAUGUUUUUAUCAGCUGAAUAUCUAAUAUGGCGUCCCUUCCUGCAAGGAUUCGCUUGUUACAGCUGAGAACCAAUUUAGUCUAUUCGUUUAUAAUCCAAAGCUUAGACAGUUGAAAUGUGGUCACAAAACUACCAAUCAACCCAAUUCUUUAUUCGACUACACCAAAAGACGGGUAACGUUUUGAUAUCAAACGAAUGAUCAGGUAAAAAUAUGGAAAUUUCCAUGGAAAAAGUUUAGACGUAUUAUGCGCAGCCGUGGCGGUCCAGUGGUUAAGACUGUUCACCUAAGAUCGAAAAGUCCCAGGUUCGAAUCCUACUCGUGCCGCAUAAGUUUCUAUACUAAUUUGACUUACAUAUAGUCAUUUUCAUGGACCACCACUUGCUUCCGGUGAAGGAGGCCGUCGUGAGCAAACCUGCUCACAAUUUGACGUUUAAGUUCACUAGUGUGUAUGAGACUGCUUGCCACUAGAUGUCGUUCGGUAGUCGUAAUAGUCAUGACUGAUGCCUUUAAGCGACUUGAAUAAAAUCUGACAACAAAGCGUGUUGACACUCGAAUAGAAUGAAGUUAAAAAUGUUCUUACGACUUAACCCUCCAUAAAGUACCUUUUUUCGUAGAAAUUAAUAUAUUUUUUUCCCAAAAAGGAGUGUAAUGUUUAUUUCUUUAUGAUAUAAUAGUAUUUGUGAACACAUUUCUUCGUUAGACUGUACUCGUAUGGUAUGAUAUAUCUCUAUAGCGUGACAUAAUAAAUGUUUACUGGGUGUAAAAACAUGUUUAUUUAGUUAAAACCAUAGACUGAUUUAAGAAUAAUCUUCUUUAGCGAGUUACAUUAUAUACAUUUAGGUACUUAAUUGAUUUUAAAAAAGCUCCAUAAAUAAAAUUGACAUUUUUUAUAACUACCUACUUAGAUAAGAAACAGUGAAGGAAAUUUCCUUUUUUGUAAUAAUGACAUUUGAUUAAAAGCAAUUAAAACAUAUACUUGCCUAAUAAUAAAAUAAAGUUUACUACACGUUUUUGACUGACGUGAUUUUUGUAUAAUAAUAGUUUUUUCGCUAAAGAAGACUAUAUUAUAGCACAUAGAUCAAUUAGUUACAGAAAACUAUAAAAGGACAGUGAAAAUAUACAUAUUAUAUGUAUUUUUUCUAAUAUACAUAUCUAUACACAGAAAUUUUAGAAUAGAAAAAACAAUAAGUCCUGGCAGUAAAAACCAUUAUAAAAAAAGAAAAUGUCACAAAUAGUGAAAACUAUUUCGCUUUUUGCGAUGAACGAUGAUGAUAAACAAAUGAUCUAUGUGCGCAUAACCUCUGUACUUUAUAUUUUAGCAAUACGCGUAAGAUUAAUUAUGACACCCAUACUAAUUUUGACAAUAGUUGUUUUAUUGACCCUUAUAGAUAGUUUUAAAAUUAAAUGCUUAUACAAUUUUAAUUGUGAUGUUUUAUUAUUUAUUCAAAUAAAUAUGAUGUAUUUAGUAUACACAUAUCUUUAAAUUAAAAUUGUAUAUGUGUUUAAUAAUAAAAUUAACCAUUGAAGUUUUAUACCUAUGUUAUUGUUUUAGAAUCUAUAAUUUUUAAUGUUGAAUAAGGAUCAGAAAUGGCAAAUAUUAACAUUUUUGAAGUAAAUACUUAUUUCCGGAUUUUUGGCAAUUUUCUUGAUGUAACUUCCAUUUAGCAGUGUCAAAAUUUUUAAGGUUAAUUAGGUAUUUCCCUGAUUUUUAAUUUUCUUUUUGUAAGCAUUUAAAUAUGUUUCUAAUUUGUUAUUAACGUUUAAGUAUGGAUGGUGUAAAAAGCAUUUUGUUUAACCCACCGCAAAGCAAUGAAAAAUUUACUUCUUUAUAACAAAGUGCAAAAUUAACUUACUGGAUCGAAGUUUUCACGAAGAAAAUAUUAUGAUUUAAGCAAAUUUAGCACCGAUUAUGUAAAACUGAAUAUUGGUUCGGAUCUCUUGUAUGUUAGUUUUGUGAUGGAUGUGUUAGUUGCCCUUUAUUGUAUGGAUUAGAUUAUUAAGCGUUUAUUGUUUUUAUACUAAGCACUUUCAAAAAAUCCUACUGCAAUUUUUGUCUCAUUGGUAAUAGCUGCAUAGAUCGCACUAUGAAAAUGUUAAACCAUCUACACUCGCGUUUCGCGGUAUACGUGACGAGUCUAUUUGGCGCGUAAAAUAAAAUUUCACUGAGGUGUAUCGUGUAGUCGAUUGUAGUCGCAAGUUUUUGACCAAUUAUUAUAUUCAUUUUACGAUCGUGGUAAGUAAUUUUUGAACACCUAUUUGCCGAAAUAUCUGCAAUUUAAAUCACUUCAUCGAAAAUAAAAACAUUUAGUAAUUAAAUCUAACAAGUGUACUAAAAUCCCUAGAUUAUACUAAAACAGUACAAAAUUAUUUGAACCUUACCUAGCUAAUGCGUAGCAUCACAAUUUUAUAGCGUUUUACAUUUUUUUUCUAAAUGUAUUCUCUAUUAUGCAUUGUCACAAAUAAACGAGUUAUUC